Molecule: messenger RNA, 1141 nt
Organism: Phlebotomus argentipes
Lineage: Eukaryota; Metazoa; Arthropoda; Insecta; Diptera; Psychodidae
Gene: PCNA
Product: proliferating cell nuclear antigen
Exons: 2
Coding region: 163-945 (260 amino acids)
Biological process (GO): leading strand elongation; regulation of DNA replication; translesion synthesis
Cellular component (GO): PCNA complex
Molecular function (GO): DNA polymerase processivity factor activity; DNA binding
Source: RefSeq, a predicted model, not a curated record
GACGGCGAUUCAGGCGGCAAAGUACGCGUUUCGUGCUCUUGUGAAAGAGGUCUUCUCGAGGAAUUUUCUCAGAGAUUAUUCAUCUGAUUUAUUUGAGUUAACGCUCAAAUCAAUUUAUUGCUUCUAUUAUUCCCGACUGAACGUGAUAUAACAAGUGAAAAGAUGUUUGAAGCACGAUUGGGAUCCGCCACAACUCUGAAGAAGGUUCUGGAUGCAAUUAAAGACCUGCUGAAUGAGGCUACAUUUGACUGCAAUGACUCAGGGAUUCAGCUCCAAGCCAUGGACAACUCCCACGUUUCCCUGGUUUCCUUGACCCUCAGAGCGGAUGGCUUUGACAAGUACAGAUGCGACAGGAAUCUGUCGAUGGGAAUGAAUCUGGGAAGCAUGGCGAAAAUCAUGAAAUGCGCCAACAACGAUGACACCGUGACAAUGAAGGCCCAGGACAAUGCCGACACAGUGGUGUUCAUGUUCGAGUCGCAGAAUCAGGAGAAGGUCUCGGACUACGAGAUGAAGCUGAUGAAUCUCGAUCAGGAGCACUUGGGCAUCCCUGAGACGGACUAUGCGUGCAUUGUGCGGAUGCCGGCGAUGGAGUUUGCUCGCAUCUGCCGAGAUCUCUCUCAGUUCGGCGAGUCCCUAGUGAUUUGCUGCACCAAGGAGGGCGUCAAGUUCUCAUCCUCUGGCGACGUGGGCUCCGCGAACAUUAAACUGGCCCAGACGACGAGCAUAGACAAGGAGGAGGAGGCAGUCAUAAUUGAAAUGCAAGAGCCCGUGACGCUCACUUUCGCCUGUCGCUAUUUGAACUCCUUCACCAAGGCCACGCCACUUUCGGCCCAAGUGCAGCUUUCUAUGUCCAUGGACGUGCCCCUCGUGGUGGAGUACAGGAUUGCCGAUCUCGGUCACAUCCGCUACUAUUUGGCGCCCAAAAUUGAGGACGACGAGAAUUAAGUAAGCUAAUUUCUUUCAUAUAAAAACAACAUCUGUUUCCCAGCAUCCCCAGAAUUUAUAGACAUCUUCUGAAUCCUUGUCCAUUUUGGUAUUAUCGGACAACAGUGGAUUUCCUUUAUUAAUUUUUAAAUGAUGAUGAGAAUAAAUUGAUUGAAAUAAAGUGCAUGUUUGCAAUUGUUCUGCUCAGCAAUGAAAG